UUGUCUUUUUCAAUGCUAGGGAUUGAACCUAGGGCCCUGUGGAUGCUAGGCAAGGGGUCUACCACUGAGCCAUACUCCCAGCCCUGACUGCUUUUGAUGAAGGUGCCUUGUUUCUGUCUUUUUGAGAGGUUCUUGGUUUGACUCAAUUAUGUGAAGUAGGUGUUCUGUUACCGCCUGUCAGUCAACUCCUUCAGAGUGUGUCAAGUUGAGUGUGAGCCAGUGAAACCAGAAACCCAUUGACUAGUGGGGAUGGGAAAGGAAUGUCCAGGGACCAAAAUCAGUUCUGGUGCCAGGCGUGGUCUUGGGGAGUGAAGGAAGGGCUAUGCAAAUGAGCAUCGCUUUCUAUAUAGGGGCUCAUUCCAACCGCCCCCACCCCCAGUAUCGCUGGAUGCUGAAAGGAAGAACAGGAUGGAGGUGGUGCAGAGAAGGUGCUUUCUCCAUUUGUCUGUUCUGAGUGCUCUGCUGGUUGUGGGGACCGUGGAAGGAUCCAGAGACCAAGACUUGUUUGGUGUUCCGAGGCAGCUUGAAACUACAGCCUGGAACAGGCAGCUGUAUCCUGAUUGGACAGAAGCCCAGGGCCCUGACUGCUGGAGAGGUGGCCAGGUGUCUCUGAAGGUCAGUAAUGAUGGGCCCACACUGACUGGUGCAAACAUCUCCUUUUCUACUACCCUGCACUUCCCUGAAAGUCAAAAGGUACUGCCAGAUGGGCAAGUUAUCUGGGCCAACAACACCAUCAUCAAUGGGAGCCAAGUGUGGGGAGGACAGCCAGUGUAUCCCCAGGAACCUCAUGAAGCCUGCGUCUUCCCUGAUGGUGGACCCUGCCCAUCUGGCCCUCAGUCUCAGAGAAGCAGCUUUGUUUAUGUUUGGAAGACCUGGGGACAAUACUGGCAAGUUCUGGGGGGCCCAGUGUCCAGGCUGAGCAUUGCAACUGACCAUGCAGUGCUGGGCACACACAUCAUGGAAGUUACUGUCUACCACCACCGUGGGUCCCAGAGCUAUGUGCCCCUUGCUUACUCCAACUCAGCCUUCACUAUCAUUGAUCAGGUGCCCUUCUCUGUGAGUGUGUCCCAGCUACAGGCCUUGGAUGGAGAGAACAAACACUUCCUGAGAAAUCAACCUCUGAUCUUUGCCCUUCAGCUUCACGACCCCAGUGGGUAUUUGGCUGAAGCUGACCUCUCCUACACCUGGGACUUUGGAGACAAUACUGGAACCCUGAUCUCUCGGGCAGCUGUGGUCACUCACACUUACCUGGAGUCAGGCCCAGUCACUGCCCAGGUGGUGCUGCAGGCUGCCAUUCCUCUAACUUCCUCUCCAUCCUCUCCCGUUCCAGGCACCACAAAUGGGUACAUGCCAACUGCAGAGGCCCCUGGCACCACUUUGGGGCAAGGGACCACUGCAGAAGCUGUGGGUACUACACCUGGCCAGGUGCCAACUACAGAGCCCUCUGGAACCACAGUUGUGCAGAUGCUAACCACAGAGGUCACAAAUACUGCAUCUGUGCAAGUGCCAAACACAGAGGGCACAGGUAUUACAUCUGAGCAGAUGCUGACCUCAGAGGUCAUAGAUACCAUACUUACAGAGCUGUCAACUAUAGAGGGAACAGUUACAACACCCACCAGGCCAUCUGGACCCACAGUUGCACAAGCAGCAACCACAGACUUGGUGGAAACUACUGCUGAAGAGUUGCCCACCCCUGAGCCCAAGGAUCUGGAUGCCAGCCCAUUAGUGCCUACAGAAAAUUCUACAGGGUCCAUGACCCCCCUGCUGGAUGGCACAGACACCUUAGUGCUUGUGAAGAGACAAGUCCCUCUGGAUUGUGUUCUGUAUCGAUAUGGCUCUUUUUCCCUAACCCUGGACAUUGUCCAGGGUAUUGAGAAUGCUGAGAUCCUGCAGGCUAUGCCAUCUAGUAAGGGGGAUGCAUUUGAGCUGACUGUGUCCUGCCAAGGAGGGCUGCCCAAGGAAGCCUGUAUGGACAUUUCAUCACCAGGGUGCCAGCCCCCUGCCCAGAGGUUGUGCCAGCCUGUGCCACCAAGCCCAGAUUGUCAGCUGGUUCUACAUCAGGUACUGACAGGUGGCUCAGGGACCUACUGCCUCAAUGUGUCUUUGGCUGAUGCCAACAGCCUGGCAGUGGCCAGCACCCAACUUGUCGUGCCUGGUCAAGAAGGUGGCCUUGGGCAAGCUCCCCUGCUUGUGGGUGUUUUUCUGGUAUUGAUGGCUGUGGUCCUUGCAUCUCUGAUAUAUAGGCGUAGACUUGUGAAGCAGGGCUCAGCUCUUCCUGUUUCCCAGAUGCCACAUAGUAGCAUCCACUGGCUGCGCCUGCCCCCUGUGUUACACACCUGCCCCACUGGUGAGAAGAGUCCACUCCUCAGUGGGCAGCAGGUCUGAGUACUUUCAUAUGAGGCUGUGAAUUUCUUGGGGUUGACAGCAAUGUCUAUAUUUUCUGCAGUUUUCCCUUCAAGACAACCAACACCUAAAAUAAAUACUCAGAACCUGAUGCUGUUA
Molecule: messenger RNA, 2502 nt
Organism: Nannospalax galili (Upper Galilee mountains blind mole rat)
Lineage: Eukaryota; Metazoa; Chordata; Mammalia; Rodentia; Spalacidae
Gene: Pmel
Product: premelanosome protein
Exons: 11
Coding region: 409-2385 (658 amino acids)
Biological process (GO): melanosome organization
Cellular component (GO): melanosome
Source: RefSeq, a predicted model, not a curated record